Messenger RNA from Colletotrichum orchidophilum, 429 nucleotides. RefSeq lists its product as uncharacterized. The record is from RefSeq and is a predicted model, not a curated record. Bases 1 to 429 code for a protein of 142 amino acids. The transcript is spliced from 2 exons. Lineage: Eukaryota; Fungi; Ascomycota; Sordariomycetes; Glomerellales; Glomerellaceae.
AUGGCUUCGUUUUUUUUCAAAGCAGUGAGCAUCAAGAUGCCCGACUCUUUCGCCAACUUUAUACAGACCGAUCCGUGGGCCGGCGAGCAGGUCCAUGCUCCUCCCGCUGCCAAACAACCAGCAGUAGACGCGACCGCGAAGCAUCACGUUGAGCCACAGAACGUGUCCGAGGAGACCGGUGAAACGAAUCCCUCCGGCGUGACAAAUACAUCCGGCGUGACAAAUACAUCCGGCGUGACGAAUACGUCCGGCGUGACGAAUACGUCCGGCGUGACGAAUCGAAGCAGCGACGAGAGUGCCAAUGGUACCCGCAGUAAUGGCAAGCCAAAGGGGGAGAUAUCGUCAACCGUGGACCACCUUUUGAACAAGGCGUUGGGGUUCGGGGCUGCAAGUGAGGCAGAGAAGAAGAAGGGCGGUGCCGCGAUGUAG